AGUAAGCUUAAUUUGUUUUUUUGUUUUCUCCGAGUUAUUACUUGUUGAAUCUCCACGACUCUUCAUUUUGGUCUUCUUUGAAUACAAUCCUUUUCCACCAUAAUUUUCUGCAAUUAGGCAGAGCAGGUUCCGACAUGUCCCAAACAUGACCAUUUCAAAGGCACCAGAGUCAACCAAAUUCAUCACUAUGCAUUAAUUAAUCCUCCAUUCAAUGGUCAUAGGCAUUAAAAGAUUUGCCUAAUUCAUGAAUUUCCACUCCCUCGUCUCCCCUUCACCCUCACCUUAAAUAGUCAUUAAAACAUGUUUCUGCAAUCUGCAUCUAAUCUGGUUCAAGAUUAGAACAACGAUGGGGCUUCCUAAGCUUCUUCUCACUCUUCUUAUUCUUCAACCUCUGUAUACCUUUCCCUCUUCAUCAACCCAGACAGCACCCAACACCUCUGGUGUCUUCAGUGAAUACAUAGGAGCUGAGUUCAAACAUGUCACAUUUUCAGACGUACCCAUUAACCCACAAGUUCAAUUCCACUUCAUUCUCUCCUUCGCCAUUGAUUAUACUGCCUUAUCUUCUCCUCGUCCAACAAAUGGAAAGUUCGGCAUCUUCUGGGAUUCAGACAAUCUCAGCCCCUCCCAUGUUUGUUCCAUCAAGGGUAAUCAUUCGAAUGUCAAAGUAGCUUUGAGCCUUGGAGGGGACACCGUGGGAGAAGAGUACGCUUACUUCGAGCCUUCCUCUGUAGAUUCAUGGGUUUCCAAUGCUGUUUCUUCUCUCACAGAAAUCAUCAAGGAGUAUGAUUUGGAUGGCAUCGAUAUUGACUAUGAGCAUUUUAAAGCUGAUCCUAAAACAUUUGCUCAGUGCAUAGGGCAGCUCAUAGCGACCCUUAAGGAGAAUGGGGUAAUCUCUUUUGCUUCUAUAGCUCCAUUUGAUGAUAACGAAGUUCAGAAACAUUACUUGGCUCUGUGGAAGAGUUAUGGGAACCUCAUAGACUAUGUUAAUUUUCAGUUUUACGCGUAUGAUAAUAGAACAUCUGUGUCUCAGUUCAUUAGCUACUUCAAUACCCAGAGCUCCAACUAUAUUGGGGGUAAGGUUUUAGCCAGCUUUAUCAGUGAUGGGACUGGUGGGUUGUCGCCAAAAAACGGCUUCUUUACUGCCUGCAGUAGACUCAAGCAGAUGAAGCAACUUCAUGGCAUCUUCGUUUGGUGUGCUGAUGACUCAAAGGCAAGAGGUUUCUGCAAUGAGAAGCAAUCGCAGGCAUUGUUGGCAAAUCCUUACUAAUGCUGUAAUUGCUUUGGCCCUUCUGCAGCUUUUAUCUGCUGUUGCAAUUGAAUUGUUUCUAAGAAUGCCAAUUGUUGCAAUGUUAUUCUCUAUCAUGGGCACAUUUUGAAUUACGCCUUGCAAGAAUGUUAGCUCAUAAAAUGUUGUUCUCUGCUUGCUAGACUUGUGUAGUUACCUCCAUGAGUCUUCUUCUUUCUUUCCUUCUUUCCUUCUUUCCUUUUUUCUUUUUUUACCCCCCAAAUCGAGGUCCACUUGAAGAGAACAUUGGGUGAAAAUGAUCAUAUUAAGGAAUGAAUGUAAAUCUCUCAUGGAUACUAAGAUCAUUGAUUCUCAAUUAAAUCCUUAAGUAAUUCAAAUUUGUGUUUCAUUUGAGAGUC
This is a messenger RNA of Malania oleifera, 1644 nucleotides long. Its product is annotated as chitinase 2-like. Lineage: Eukaryota; Viridiplantae; Streptophyta; Magnoliopsida; Santalales; Ximeniaceae. The transcript has a single exon. Gene Ontology annotation, molecular function: hydrolase activity, hydrolyzing O-glycosyl compounds. Gene Ontology annotation, biological process: carbohydrate metabolic process. The coding region runs from base 347 to 1267 and encodes 306 amino acids. The record is from RefSeq and is a predicted model, not a curated record.